Messenger RNA from Nelumbo nucifera (sacred lotus), 3019 nucleotides. RefSeq names its product putative methyltransferase PMT15. Gene Ontology annotation, molecular function: methyltransferase activity. The record is from RefSeq and is a predicted model, not a curated record. Lineage: Eukaryota; Viridiplantae; Streptophyta; Magnoliopsida; Proteales; Nelumbonaceae. Gene Ontology annotation, cellular component: endosome; trans-Golgi network; cytoplasm.
CCCCAUUAGACCCACAAACUGUUUCAUUCCCUGAUUUCCAUCUCAUUGGUGGUAAACCCUUACACUUCUGACUUCACUGUCACACUCACACUGUUCAUAGUACACGCACACGCACCGAGUGGAGAAAGGAAAACCCAGUGAUGGCACACGGCAACAGUUGUCCAGCCUACUGCUUCAAAUCCUCGAUUCACUUUCACCAGUUUGGCUGUGAAACUGUUGUUCUUUUUUAGAGUUAAUAGGACCUGAAACCCAUUAAAGAAUUGAAGCCUGAAAAGCUUCCCGAAUCUUUUCAUCUUUUCCAUCAAAUCGCAUUCCUCUUCUUCCUCUUUCUAUGAAGGAGCCGAUUGAAACUUCAAACUUCACUUCCUAUAUAUAUUCCACAUAUUUUGUAACGUAUGCCAGAGACCACAACCGCCACCAGUCCACCACCACCAGCGGCAGAUUCGCAGAGAAAGACAAAUAAAAAUAAAUAAGAAAUCCACAAUAAUUUUAUGAAUACAUACGACAACCCAAACGUUGUGCAAGUACUUCACCCCCCAAAUCCCACCUACGGCCACGUGGAUUAUCCACCCAUUUUGUUUUUAGAUGAACAUGAAGCCGAAUACUACCUCCACCUUAUGAUUCAUCCUCCUUUGACCCCCCCUCCCUCUCUCUUCAGUCUUCACCACCUCCCUUACCAUAGCAAUUGAAGACCCACAGGCCACAUCUGUUUAUUAUAUUAAUUCCCCUCUCUCUUUCUCCCUCAAAAAGAAGUAACACAGAGGGUUCUCUCACGACCCACAUGACCAUCUCUCUCUCCAAUCAAUCUUUUUGACUUCGUCACUCCAAUCUCAAAACCCACCAAGAUAAUAAAUAAGCAUAGAAAAGGAGAGAAAGAGAGCCAGUGCUCUGUAGCGGUGGUGGCUAUGGCGAGUCUUAACCCACCAUCCUAUUCUGCUUCGUACAGGCCCUACAACCCUUACUUGAAAAAACCCAGUCUCUUCAAGAUGGUCUGCGUCACCUUUCUUUGCUCUGCUGCCUACCUCUUCGGUGUAUGGAAACACAGCGGUGGUUCCGACGUCAUGACCGCCUCCCCCACCGACUUUCUUGGAACAAUCCGAUGUGCUCAGAUGAAAAACGCCACCCAGCUUCCGACAGCAACUGUGGUUUUAGAUUUCUCAACCCACCAAGCGGCGGAAGAUACGAUCACCCUGCCGCCGCCGAGGGGUCCGAGGUACUUCCCUGCCUGCGAUGUCAAGUAUAGCGAGUACACACCUUGCGAGGACACGAAGAGGUCCUUGAAGUUUGAACGGGAUAGGUUGAUCUACAGAGAACGACACUGUCCCCAGAAAGCAGAGCUACUCAAGUGUCGUGUGCCUGCGCCAUACGGUUACAAAAGUCCGUUUACGUGGCCGGAGAGUCGCGAUUUCGCCUGGUACGCCAACGUGCCACACAAGGAAUUGACGGUGGAGAAGGCGGGUCAGAAUUGGAUUAGAUUCGAAGGGGACCGAUUUAGAUUUCCCGGUGGUGGGACCAUGUUUCCCAAUGGUGCCGAUGCUUAUAUUGAUGAAAUCGGCAAGUUGAUCAAUCUCAGAGAUGGGUCUAUUAGAACCGCCAUUGAUACAGGUUGUGGGGUUGCAAGCUGGGGAGCUUACCUCCUAUCUCGAAACAUUUUAGCAAUAUCGUUUGCGCCGAGGGAUACCCAUGAAGCGCAGGUGCAAUUCGCUCUUGAACGAGGGGUUCCGGCAUUGAUAGGAGUACUUGCUUCCAAGAGGCUUCCUUACCCGUCAAGGGCGUUCGACAUGGCUCACUGUUCUCGCUGCCUCAUUCCAUGGGGAGUCUAUGAUGGGCUUUACCUAAUCGAAGUGGACAGAAUUCUUCGCCCAGGUGGGUACUGGAUUCUGUCGGGUCCCCCAAUCAACUGGAAGCGACACUGGAAGGGAUGGCAGAGGACGCAGGAAGAUCUCUCCGCCGAACAGUCCGCCAUCGAGGCCGUAGCUAAAAGCCUCUGCUGGAAGAAAUUGGUAGAGAAAGGUGACAUUGCAAUCUGGCAAAAACCCACCAAUCAUAUCUACUGUAAGAAGACUCGGAAAGUCUUCAAGCAACCACAGUUCUGCCAGGCGCAGGAUCCUGACAGGGCCUGGUACUCUAAGAUGGAGACAUGCUUAACUCCCCUGCCUGAGGUGUCCGACAUAAAAGAAAUUGCCGGUGGACAGUUGGAAAAAUGGCCGAACAGAUUACAGUCAGUCCCGCCUAGGAUUAGUAGCGGAAGCCUAGAUGGAGUUACAGCAGAGACCUUCAGGGAAGAUACAGAGCUCUGGAAGAAGAGAGUAGCUCAUUACAAGGCAGUCAGCAAUCAGCUAGCUCAGAAGGGAAGGUACCGCAAUUUGCUUGAUAUGAAUGCUCACCUGGGAGGGUUUGCUGCUGCUCUCAUCGAUGAUCCGGUGUGGGUCAUAAAUGUUGUUCCAACAGAGGCGAAGAUCAACACACUUGGAGCAAUUUACGAGCGUGGAUUGAUAGGAACAUAUCAGGACUGGUGUGAAGCCAUGUCUACAUAUCCAAGGACAUACGAUCUCAUUCAUGCCGAUUCAGUGCUCACACUCUACAAGGACAGAUGUGAAAUAGAAGAUAUUCUAUUGGAGAUGGACAGAAUUCUAAGGCCUGAAGGUACUGUAAUCUUCAGAGAUGAUGUUGAUAUUUUGGUGACAACCAAGAGCAUCACGGAUGGAAUGAACUGGGAUAGCCAUAUUGUGGACCAUGAAAAGGGACCCCAUCAAAGGGAGAAGCUUUUGUUUGCAGUGAAGAGGUACUGGACGGCUUCAGCCCCUGCCUCGGAUCAACAAGACCCCAAAACGGUUUCUUAACACCAUUUUGUCGUCUUAUUCUGUAUUUCUUGUCUCAAUUGUUUUCCUUAAUUUAUUUCUGAUUGGUUCACUACUGAUUAAUUCUUUCAAUAUGUACGAUUUAUUUAAGCCUCUUUUUGCUUAGGUUAUAAGAUUGUUGAAUAAAUACGGAUGCUUACUCCCAACAGGGAAUUCAA